AUGCAUGUAGAAUGUAAAUUACCUAAUGUUUGUGUUUCAGAUAUUAUAGGUGAAGAAAUCUUACGUGUUGUUGGAAUAUAUGCACCUGAGACCAAAAGUGAACUUAAGAGUUUUUUUUCUUCUCAACUUUCUUCAACACUUAAUCUUCGUAAUACUUCUUCACCUGCAGCUGUUUUGUUUUGGUCAAAAUGUAAAAAAUAUCUUAAACCCUCAUCCUCUACCGUACAUGCUUUUAUUGCACCAUCAGGACAUAUUAUUAAAGAUACUAAAGAAAUGUGCGAAGUUGCUGCUGAUUUUUAUGAAAAUUUUUUUAAACAAUCUAAUAUAGUGAAACCUCAUCCAUACACUGAUUUUCCACCUAUUGAAUACGACAAUGUCGAUGAACCGAUUCCUGAAGUAACAUUAGAUGAAUUAAUUUUCACAGUGCAGGCAAAACGUAAAAAGAAAUCUCUUGAUGCUCAUGGCAUAUCGAACUUCAUGUUUAAUUUUCUGGAUCAAUGUCAUUGGUCUUUAUUUCUUAAACUAUUUAAUCACUCUUUCGAAAAGGCUAUUUUGCCUGAGGCCUGGAAAGAUACCAGAAUGGUUUUAUUAGCUAAAAAGAGUCUAUCUGCUCUCCUUCCUUAA
Rotaria sp. Silwood1 is the source of this 624-nucleotide messenger RNA. The record is from the annotation of a GenBank genome assembly. Lineage: Eukaryota; Metazoa; Rotifera; Eurotatoria; Philodinida; Philodinidae.